AUGGUACUCGAGGGAAAGCGAUCAGCCUCGUGUCCUUGUUUCUUCCUCCUGACCGCCAAGUUCUACUGGAUCCUCACGAUGAUGCAAAGAACUCACAGCCAAGAGUAUGCCCAUUCCAUACGAGUGGACGGGGACAUCAUUUUGGGAGGUCUCUUUCCUGUCCACGCAAAGGGAGAGAGAGGGGUGCCUUGUGGGGAGCUGAAGAAGGAAAAAGGGAUCCACAGAUUGGAGGCCAUGCUUUAUGCAAUUGACCAGAUUAAUAAGGACCCUGAUCUCCUCUCCAAUAUCACUCUGGGUGUCCGGAUCCUCGACACCUGCUCCAGGGACACCUACGCUUUGGAGCAGUCACUAACGUUCGUGCAGGCUUUGAUAGAGAAAGAUGCUUCUGAUGUGAAGUGUGCUAAUGGAGAUCCACCCAUUUUCACCAAGCCCGACAAGAUUUCUGGCGUCAUAGGUGCUGCUGCGAGCUCCGUGUCCAUCAUGGUGGCUAACAUUUUAAGACUUUUUAAGAUACCUCAAAUCAGCUAUGCAUCCACAGCCCCAGAGCUAAGUGAUAACACCAGGUAUGACUUCUUCUCUCGGGUGGUCCCCCCUGACUCCUACCAAGCGCAAGCCAUGGUGGACAUUGUGACGGCACUGGGAUGGAAUUAUGUGUCAACACUGGCUUCUGAGGGCAACUACGGAGAGAGCGGUGUGGAGGCCUUCACGCACAUCUCGCGGGAGAUUGGUGGUGUUUGCAUUGCUCAAUCACAGAAAAUCCCACGUGAACCAAGACCUGGAGAAUUUGAAAAAAUAAUCAAGCGUCUGCUAGAAACACCUAAUGCUCGGGCAGUGAUUAUGUUUGCUAAUGAAGAUGACAUCAGGAGGAUAUUGGAAGCAGCGAAAAAAUUAAACCAAAGUGGGCAUUUUCUCUGGAUUGGCUCAGAUAGUUGGGGAUCCAAAAUAGCACCUGUUUAUCAGCAGGAGGAGAUUGCAGAAGGGGCUGUGACAAUUUUGCCCAAAAGAGCGUCAAUUGAUGGGUUCGAUCGAUACUUUAGAAGCCGAACUCUUGCCAAUAAUCGAAGAAAUGUAUGGUUUGCGGAAUUCUGGGAGGAGAAUUUUGGAUGCAAGUUAGGAUCACAUGGAAAAAGGAACAGUCACGUAAAGAAAUGCACAGGCCUGGAGCGAAUUGCUCGGGAUUCAUCUUACGAACAGGAAGGAAAGGUCCAAUUUGUAAUUGAUGCUGUGUAUUCCAUGGCUUAUGCCCUGCACAAUAUGCACAAAGAUCUCUGCCCUGGAUACAUUGGCCUUUGCCCACGAAUGAGUACCAUUGAUGGGAAAGAACUACUCGGUUAUAUUCGGGCUGUGAAUUUUAAUGGUAGUGCUGGGACACCGGUCACUUUUAAUGAAAAUGGAGACGCUCCUGGUCGUUAUGAUAUCUUCCAGUAUCAAAUAACCAACAAAAGUACAGAAUACAAAAUCAUUGGGCACUGGACCAAUCAGCUUCAUCUAAAAGUGGAAGACAUGCAGUGGGCCAAUAGAGAACACACUCACCCGGCAUCCGUCUGCAGCCUGCCCUGUAAGCCCGGGGAGAGGAAGAAAACGGUGAAAGGAGUUCCUUGCUGCUGGCACUGCGAGCGCUGUGAAGGUUACAACUACCAGGUGGAUGAGCUCUCCUGUGAACUCUGCCCUUUGGAUCAGAGACCAAACAUUAACCGCACAGGCUGUCAGCUCAUCCCCAUCAUCAAACUCGAAUGGCAUUCCCCCUGGGCUGUGGUGCCUGUGUUCGUUGCCAUAUUGGGAAUCACCGCCACCACCUUUGUGAUCGUGACCUUUGUCCGCUAUAACGACACACCUAUUGUGAGGGCUUCGGGACGCGAACUUAGUUACGUGCUCCUAACGGGGAUUUUUCUCUGUUAUUCAAUCACCUUUUUAAUGAUUGCCGCACCAGGUACAAUCAUCUGCUCCUUCCGACGGAUCUUCCUCGGACUCGGCAUGUGUUUCAGCUAUGCAGCCCUCCUUACCAAAACAAACCGAAUCCACCGAAUAUUUGAGCAGGGGAAGAAAUCUGUCACGGCACCCAAGUUUAUCAGUCCAGCAUCCCAGCUGGUGAUCACCUUCAGCCUGAUCUCCAUCCAGCUCCUGGGCGUGUGUGUCUGGUUUGUUGUGGACCCACCGCACAUCAUCAUUGACUAUGGCGAACAGCGGACUCUAGACCCGGAGAACGCCAGGGGAGUGCUCAAGUGUGACAUCUCUGAUCUCUCGCUCAUUUGUUCGCUAGGGUACAGUAUCCUCUUGAUGGUAACUUGUACUGUUUAUGCCAUUAAAACAAGAGGAGUUCCAGAGACUUUCAAUGAAGCCAAACCUAUUGGAUUUACCAUGUAUACCACCUGCAUCAUCUGGUUAGCUUUCAUCCCCAUCUUUUUUGGUACAGCCCAGUCAGCAGAAAAGAUGUACAUCCAGACAACAACACUUACUGUCUCCAUGAGUUUAAGUGCUUCGGUGUCUCUGGGCAUGCUCUACAUGCCCAAGGUUUAUAUUAUAAUUUUUCAUCCAGAGCAGAAUGUUCAAAAACGCAAGAGGAGCUUCAAAGCUGUGGUGACAGCUGCCACCAUGCAAAGCAAACUGAUCCAAAAAGGCAAUGACAGACCAAAUGGCGAGGUGAAAAGCGAACUCUGUGAGAGUCUUGAAACCAACAAUUCUGUAGAUGGUUCAAAAAGAAAAAAAAAAGCUAACUUCCUCUACCAAGACGACAUAUAUCAGCUACAGCAAUCAUUCAAUCUGAAACAGGGAAAUGAUACAAUAUGA
Mesoplodon densirostris (Blainville's beaked whale) is the source of this 2787-nucleotide messenger RNA. It is a transcript of the gene GRM8, whose product is annotated as glutamate metabotropic receptor 8. Gene Ontology annotation, molecular function: group III metabotropic glutamate receptor activity. NCBI's taxonomy places the organism in Eukaryota, Metazoa, Chordata, Mammalia, Artiodactyla, Ziphiidae. The coding region runs from base 1 to 2787 and encodes 928 amino acids. The transcript is spliced from 11 exons. Gene Ontology annotation, biological process: regulation of synaptic transmission, glutamatergic; G protein-coupled glutamate receptor signaling pathway. Gene Ontology annotation, cellular component: membrane. The record is from RefSeq and is a predicted model, not a curated record.